Molecule: messenger RNA, 5097 nt
Organism: Trichomycterus rosablanca
Lineage: Eukaryota; Metazoa; Chordata; Actinopteri; Siluriformes; Trichomycteridae
Product: complement C3-like
Exons: 41
Coding region: 16-4950 (1644 amino acids)
Biological process (GO): inflammatory response; complement activation
Cellular component (GO): extracellular region
Molecular function (GO): endopeptidase inhibitor activity; protein binding
Source: RefSeq, a predicted model, not a curated record
GAUCAGACCGGCGAGAUGUAUGUGGAUGUGGUUUGGGUCGCUGUGACUCUGCUGUCCUUCCCCGUGUUGGCGCUAUGCGACCCGCUAAACGUCAUGAUUGCGCCGAACCUGCUGCGUGUGGGCACCCCUGAGAAAGUGUUUGUCGAGGUGCAGGACCAGGUCGGAAAUGGCAACGUACCCGUAAAGAUUAGCGUGAAGAACUACCCGCGCAAGAUCAGAGAACUGGCUUCGGUAUCGGUGGUCCUGACUCAGGCGAACAACUACCAGGAACUUGUAUCCAUCAAGAUUCCCGACGACAAGGACUUCUUCACCGACGACCCCCUGGAGAAGCAGUACGUCUACGUGCUGGCUGAGUUUCCCUCCAGCCAGCUCGAGAAGGUGGUCAUGGUGUCCUUCCAGUCCGGCUACAUAUUCAUCCAGACGGACAAGAGCAUCUACACCCCCAACACCGACGUUAAAUACAGACUCUUCUCGUUGACUCCUGACCUGCAGCCCAUCCAGAAGAGUCUAGCUCUGAUUGAAAUCCUAAAUAAUCAAGGAAUCCCGAUACACUCGGAAACCAAAUCCAUCGAAGAAACGACAACCGGAAUGUUUAAAAUCCCUGAGGUUGCCAGUCCGGGGAUCUGGUCUGUGGUAGCGCGGUACAAGAACACCCCACAGAAGAACUUCACUGCCGAGUUCGAGGUUAAAGAAUACGUUCUACCAAGCUUUGAGGUGACCCUGACUCCAUCCAAGUCCUUCUUCUACGUGGAUGAUGGAGAACUCGAAGUGACGAUAAAUGCCAGGUACCUGUUCGGAGAGAACGUCGAGGGAGUCGCCUACGUGGUGUUUGGAGUGAUCCAGGAUGGUGCGAAGAUCAGUCUGCCAGCUGCAUUGAGCAGGGUGUUGAUACACAAAGGAGAGGGGAAAGCAACACUGACCAGAGAGAUGAUCCAGCAGACCUUUGACAUCAAUACACUGGUUGGCGACUCUUUGUACAUAUCGGUCAGCGUUUUAACACAAAGUGGUAGUGAAAUGGUGGAAGGACAGAAGAACGGCAUUCCCAUUGUGACAUCACCCUACACCAUACACUUCAAACACACCCCCCAGUACUUCAAACCCGGAAUGUCUUUUGAUGUCAUGGUUUACGUGACCAAUCCGGACCAGACGCCCGCCAAACAUGUGGAUGUGGUGGUCAGUCCCGGAGAAGUGAGGGGCCGGACUAAAAGUAACGGCAUAGCCAAGGUCGUGAUAAACACCCUUCCGGGAAUAUCGACCUUCACCAUCACUGCGAAGACGGACGACCCGGACAUAUUGAAGACGAGACAGGCCCAGAGCCAGAUGACCGCCAGGGCCUACGCCACUAAAGGCGGUUCCAGCAAUUACAUUCACAUAAGUAUAGACAAAACGGAGCUGCAAGUUAACGAUCCGAUGACCUUCAAUCUGCAGUUCGGCCAGAGCAAGGUCAAGAAACAGGACUUCACUUACCUGCUCCUCAGUAAAGGUCAGAUCAUUAUGGUGGAGAGGUUCAAGGGAGAGGGGCAGUCGCUGAUCUCCAAAUCAAUCGUCGUGACCAAGGACCUGGUCCCGUCCUUCCGACUGGUGGCGUACUACCACGUGGGAGCCGACGAGGUGGUGGCCGACUCCACCUGGGUCGACGUGAUGGACACAUGCAUGGGAACGCUGAAGUUAACAGUGAAGGACAAGAACCAAAAGCCAAGUUCGAAUUUCGAGCCAAGCGAAGAGUUUAAGCUCGAUGUGACCGGCGAUCCGGGUGCCAAGGUCGGCCUGGUGGCCGUGGACAAGGCCGUUUUCGUGCUGAACAAAAACAGACUCACUCAGACCAAGGUCUGGGACAUCAUUGAGAAGCACGACACUGGAUGCACGGUCGGGAGCGGUAAAGACAGCAUGGGAGUUUUCUUUGACGCAGGGCUGAUGUUCGAGUCCGAUAAAGCAGGAGGAACCCAGUCGAGAACAGAUCUCAAGUGUCCGAGCCCACCGAAGAGGAAACGGAGAGCCCAGAGUCUUCUUCAGAUGACCCAAACCCUGAGUGGAAAAUACAGUGGCGAGAUAAAGAAGUGCUGUAUAGACGGAAUGAAACAGAACAAGCUAGGCUACUCGUGUGAACAGAGGGCUACGUACAUCACGGAUGGCGCCGAGUGUGUCCAGGCCUUCCUGCAGUGCUGCAAGGAGAUGGAGAAGAACAAGAAAAAACAAGAAAACACAGAGCUGAUGCUAGCACGAACCGAGGAAGACGACGACGACUUCCUAAGCGAAGAUGAAAUCACCACCAGGACGCAGUUUCCCGAGAGCUGGCUCUGGGAGGACAUAACCCUGCCAACCUGCAAAGGCAAAUGCGAGACAACGAGUUUAACCAUGAACAAAAACUACAUGAAGGACUCCAUCACUACCUGGCAGUUAUUGGCCAUCAGUCUGUCCAAGACCCACAGCAUCUGCGUGGCUGAUCCUCUCGAAGUGGUGGUCUCCAAGAGUUUCUUUGUGGAUCUUAGGCUACCAUACUCUGCGGUGCGCAAUGAGCAGAUCGAAAUUAAAGCCAUUCUGCACAACUACUCCAGGAAAAAACAAAGGGUGAAAGUGAACUUCCUCGAGACGCCAAACAUUUGCAGUGGGGCCAGCAAGAAGGGCAAGUACACUACCAUAGUUUAUGUCGACUCCAUGUCUACCAGAGCUGUCCCGUACGUGAUCAUUCCCAUGGAGAUCGAUGAAUUUACUAUAGAGGUACAGGCGAUGACUCCAGAAUUCGUCGAUGGAGUAAGGAAGACUCUGAAAGUGGUGGCUGAAGGCGAACUGGUUGAGAAGGUGGUGCUAAACGAGGAGCUCAAUCCCUCAAAAGCUGCCGGUGGCAUUCAGCGCGUGGAGGUGAGAGGUUCCGAACCAGAUGGGAGGAUUCCAAAAACGCCUGCUAACACAUACAUCAUUGUGUCCGGUCAGGAGAUAAGUCAGACGAUUGAGCAAGCUAUCAGCGGAGACUUCAUGGGCCGUCUGAUCGUGCAGCCCCACGGCUGCGGCGAACAGAACAUGAUCUUCAUGACGCUGCCUCUUAUCGCUACGCACUACCUGGACAGCACCAAUCAGUGGGAGUUUGUUGGCAUGCAGCGCCGCAGUGAAGCUGUCAAACACAUCAAGACAGGUUAUGAUCAAGAGCUGGCUUACCGUAAGCCGGACGGAUCCUAUGGCGCGUGGAUUCACCACCCCAGCAGCACAUGGUUGACGGCGUACGUGGCUAAAGUCUUUGCGUUGGCCAGUGACAUCAUUGCCGUACAAGAUGACGUCCUCUGCAGCGCCCUAAAGUGGCUGAUUCUAAUUGGACAAAUGCCGGACGGCAUGUUUAAAGACAGCGCCCCGGUGAUCCACGGCGAGAUGGUCGGUGACGUGCGGGGUAAGGACGCUGACGCAUCCCUGACGGCUUUUGUCCUCAUAGCCAUGCAGGAAGGGAGCAGCCUCUGUGAGAAGUCAGUUGCUAGUCUUCCCGGAAGUAUGAAAAAGGCUACUGACUAUUUGGAAAGGAGACUUCCUACUCUGACCAAUCCGUACGCCAUCGCCAUGACUUCCUAUGCCAUGGCCAAUGCGGGCAAGUUCAACAGAGACCUUCUGAUGCGGCAUUCUUCUGAAGACGGUACUUACUGGAGAGUUGCUGGACAGCCUCACUUCUCCCUGGAGGCUACAGCCUAUGCCCUCCUGGCGCUGGUCAGGGCAAAAGAUUUCGAAGGUGCAGGAAAGGCUGUGAAGUGGCUUAACAGGCAAAGUACUCACUACGGAGGCUCCGGUACCACCCAGGCAACCAUCAUGGUCUUCCAAGCUGUGGCUGAGUACUAUAAGAAAGCGAGAUCGUCUCAGAAUGUGGACUUGAACGUGGAAGUGUUCGUCAGCGAACGCAGCAAACCCACCAAAUGGAGCAUCACCAGGAGCGACAUGCACCUUACGCGCUCGGACAAGGUUUCGCUUAAGGAUAACUUUAACCUUACCGCUCAGGGAUCCGGCAUGGGAUUUAUUAAGGUGGUGACGCUCUACUACGCAAGACCUCUGGACAACCCAGGAGACUGCAAAGCCUUUGACCUCUCUGUUAGGAUGGAGAAACAACCUUUAGAAAAAGAGGAAGAAAAGUACCUGGUGACCAUUGAGUUUGUGUACAAAAAGGAACGAAGGGACGCCACUAUGUCUAUUCUGGACAUCGGUUUGCUGACAGGAUUUGUGGUGGAUAAAGAGGACCUCAAACUUCUAACCACCGGCAAGGACAAGUACGUUCAGAAGCUUGAGAUGGACAAGCAGCUUUCAGAAAAAGGCUCCCUCAUCCUUUAUUUAGAUAAGGUCAGUCAUAAAAUGCAAGAACGGAUUGUUUUCAGCAUGACCAGAGAGACUAAAGUCAGUUAUCUUCAACCCGCCGCGGUCUCUCUCUACGAGUACUACUCUCCAGAACGCUGUGUGAAGUACUACCAUCCAGAGAAGAUAGAUGGCGCCCUGAGCAGACUGUGCGCUGACCAGGAGGGCUUGUGCCAGUGUGCUGAGGAAAACUGCAGCUACCAGAAGAAAAAUAAAAUCAAUGAUGACGAGCGGGAGACGAAAGCUUGCGAGGCUGGGAUGGAUUAUGUGUAUAAAGUGCAAGUAAUGGGUAUAAACAACACGGCGUUCACCAGCUUCUAUUACAUGAAGAUCCUGGAGGUCCUGAAGGAAGGUUCCGACGCUAAUGUGCGCGGUCAGGUGCGGCGUUUCAUAGGUAACACCAACUGCAUCGAGUCUUUCGGAUUCGAGGAAGGAAAGACCUACCUCAUCAUGGGAAGGAGCGACGACCUGCCGAUGGUCGACAGAAAGUUGCAGUACAUCCUGGGCGAGCAGACCUGGAUCGAAUACUGGCCAACCAGGCAGGAGGGUCAAAUCCCGGAGUACGAAGACAGAUACGUGGGGAUCAGUUCGCUGGCUCAGACUCUCACCGACUUUGGAUGCACCUCAUAAACUCUGCGGAUUUACGUCUUUAUUAUUGUUUUUUUGUUUGUUUUUAUUGUUGUUCACUGAUCACCAAGAAGCUUCCUUUUGAAAUGUAAGAGCUGUCGGAUGUAAAACUGAUAUAAAACAAAGCAAUAAAUCAACUAAACCACCGUC